Molecule: messenger RNA, 2659 nt
Organism: Oreochromis aureus
Lineage: Eukaryota; Metazoa; Chordata; Actinopteri; Cichliformes; Cichlidae
Product: transferrin receptor protein 1-like
Exons: 16
Coding region: 16-2235 (739 amino acids)
Biological process (GO): iron ion transport; intracellular iron ion homeostasis
Cellular component (GO): external side of plasma membrane
Source: RefSeq, a predicted model, not a curated record
CGACUUACCCAGAAUAUGGAAGGUGACACCGGCCAUGUGGAGAUUAUACAGUCAUCUGACAUAAAUGAGCCGUUUGGGGUUGGAAAUCACCUCAAUCGCAAGUCAAGCCGCAAACCAGACGUCCAUCAAAAAUGUGGAUGUACACCCAAGGUCCUCUGCUUCACAGCAGCUGUUAUCAUCCUCGUCUUCAUCUUCGGCUAUUUGAUUGGCUACCUGGUCCAUCGAAAUAAGGAUUUGGCUCCCACCUGUGCACCCUCUGCUUUCCGUUAUGAAGAUAUUCCCCAUGAGACCGGUGCUGCUCCCCUCAUGGACUGGGAUGAUGUGAAAAAGCUUCUUGCUCAAAAACUGACUACAUCCAGUAUGGACGCUGUCCUUGGUCAGCUGAGCAGUAGCAACCACCGGGCUGGUUCUCCUGGUGAUGAAGAUCUGGGGAACAAGGUGCUCAAGAAGUUUAAGGAGUACGGCAUGAAGACCUGGACUGAUGAGCACUUUGUCAAGGUUCAGGACCCCCCAGCAUCUGGAUACAACAGAAUAGUUUUCAAGAACGGACCAGAGGAACGUCCAACAGGUUUCCUGUCCUACAGCGCCAGUGGAACAGCAAGGGGUGCAGUGCUGUAUGCCCGUUAUGGAGAGGAAAAGGAGCUGAAGCAGUUAAAGGACAUGAACAUCGACAUGAAUGGCAGAGUGAUGCUGGUCAGAGCUGGAAGGAUCAGCUUUGCUGAGAAGGUAGCCAAUGCAGCCAAAGUGAACGCCUCUGCUGUGCUGAUCUACCCAGACCCUGCUGAUUACUCGAUCGGCGAGAGCAGUCCGCUCUUUGGACAUGUGCACAUGGGCUCUGGGGAUCCCUACACCCCAGGCUUCCCUUCCUUCAACCACACCCAGUUUCCACCUGUGCAGUCUUCAGGCCUGCCAAAUAUUUUGGCUCAGACUAUCACAGCAGGCAUGGGAUUGAACAUUCUGAGGCAGCUCGGGGGUAGAGCUCAGCCAGAUGGUUGGGAGAGCAUCAACAGACUUGGAGAUGAGAGCGAUGUUAUUACUGUGGAAGUCAACAAUGUCCUUACUGAGAAAAGGAUAAAUAAUGUCUUUGGGGUCAUCAAAGGCUUUGUGGAUGCAGAUCGAUACGUGGUCAUUGGGGCCCAGAGGGAUGCGUGGGGCCCCGGCUUUGCGGCAUCAACCGUGGGCACCAGCGUCCUCGUUGAGCUGGCGCGUUCCAUCUCUGACAUGGUGGAGAACGAUGGAUUCAAACCGAGGAGGAGCAUCGUGUUUGCGAGCUGGAGCGCGGGAGAGUAUGGGAGUGUUGGCGCCACCGAGUGGUUGGAGGGUUAUUUGUCCUCUCUGAGCAUGAAAGCAUUCACCUACAUCAACCUGGACGGCAUUGUGACAGGUCAGAAUGGGUUUAAAGUAGCAGCCAGCCCGUUGCUGCACAGCCUGGUCCAAAACGCUCUGAAAGAGGUGAACUAUGACAAGGACAAGUCUCUUCUUUCUCAGUUUGGAAAGAACAACUGGGAGUCUACUAUUCUGGAGCCUCUGAGGAUGGACAGUGCUGCGUAUCCUUUCCUCGCCUUCUCCGGCAUUCCCUCAGUCGCUUUCAGAUUCCACUCUGGAAGUUCAGACUACCCGUACUUUGGCACAACCCUGGACACCCAACAAAACCUGAACUCUAUCACAGCCAGCCAGGUUCCUCAGCUGGCUGUGAGAGCGGGCCAGUUUGCAGGUCACAUAGCGCUGAGGCUGGUCCAUGACCACCUGCUGCAGAUGGACCUGAAGAAGUACAACCAGCUCAUACGCAGCCACGUGGUUCAGAUUAAUGCGAGGGUCAAGAAUGUUCAGAGGUUGCAGCCCCAGCUGUUGCCCAAAGCUCUGACAGUGCAGUGGUUGAUCAUGGCCUCUGGCUCCUACAGCCGUGCCUCUAGCGCGCUGGCAGCCGACAUCCAGAACAGCGACCUGGAGGACAUCGAGAUGUGCCGCGUGAUCAAUGACCGCAUCAUGACGGUGGAAAGGAACUUCCUGUCACCCUACGUUUCUCCCAGAGACAGCCCCUUCCGUCACAUCCUGCUGGGCUCCGGUCCCCACACCCUCAAAGCUCUGACCAGCCACCUCGACUCUUUGAAGACUGCCAACCCCGACGCCAACGCCGAGCUGUUCCGCAACCAGUUUGCCCGGGCGACCUGGACCAUUCAGACCUGUGCCAACUCCCUAGCAGGGGACAUCUGGUCUCUGGAUAAUGAAAUCUAGAAAUCCUUUGCCCUCCCAUGUCCAUGGUUUGGCCCUCUUAUUACAACUGGCAGUGCUGUUGUGAUUAAUCACCACAUUUUCAGCGGAUAUCUACAAAGUCAUCAUAUCGUUUCCACGAUGUUCAUUUGUGAAAAGCGCAGCAUGAUGACAAUAAGCCAAUGACUUUGUAUAGUUUACCAUGAGGCAAACUGCUGGGUUUUUUUUCUACUACUGCUGCUGCGGCCUGGUUUUUAAACCUGGGCUGUUUUUUUAUCACUAGCUAAAAUAUCUCAUACUGUGCUAGAUAUAGAAAUUUCAAAUUGAUUUGUACAGAAGCACCAGUGCAUAAAGAUUUGGAAUAAUCAGCUGCAUUUAAAAACAAAAGGUAAAGCCUUGAUUAUAUGCAAGAAUUUAAUAAAGUGAUUUGAAUCAAAUAUGAAACACA